This is a messenger RNA of Verticillium dahliae VdLs.17, 1017 nucleotides long. RefSeq lists its product as uncharacterized. NCBI's taxonomy places the organism in Eukaryota, Fungi, Ascomycota, Sordariomycetes, Glomerellales, Plectosphaerellaceae. The transcript is spliced from 2 exons. The record is from RefSeq and is a predicted model, not a curated record. The coding region runs from base 1 to 1017 and encodes 338 amino acids.
AUGCCUUCCCUGCAAUUCGUGCCCGCACGCGAUUCGCGUCACCGGCAUGCCUGUCUCGCCCUCUACCGCGCCCUCGUUCGCGAAGGCCGCCGCAUCCCUCUUCCAGCCGACAUCCUCGCCGAUCAGAGCGUCCACCCCAUCCAGCACAUGAUCAGGAAACAAUUCAGGAGAAACAAGGGCGACACUGGGCAGCGGGUUGUGUUUGCAGCACUGACUGCUGGUUACAAGUUCCUGUCCCUCUUUCGACAAGCCCAAACAACGUCCUCCACAGCCCAUGCCGAAGUCCUCGCCCAUGUCAAACGAAAGCGACUCGAGUCGGCCACGUCCCGCGCAAACUACAAACCGAAACCGCCCCAGCUCGACAAGCCCCAGUUGCGUCCCAAGCCGCCGCCGCUGCUCACGCGGCACCGAGACCCCGACGGCUCCGUCUCCUACACAUCCACCCUCCGGCCGGCCCCGUCCUCUCAGCUGCGAGGCCGCCGUCGCAUACCGGUCGUCUUUGUGACCUCGCAGGGCGUGCCCUUUCUCCGCACCAAGAAGCCGCAGCCCGUGCGGCUCGAGUGCGCGCUCCGACGCCAGGGCCAGCGGCGGCAGGCACGCGUGACGCAGGCGAUUGAGUUGCGCGAGGUCGAUUCGCCGGCGGCCAAGGACGAAGACAACUGGGAGAGGCUCGUCGAGGGUCUGCAGCGCGAGGAGGGACGAGGAGGCGAGCUCGAGGGGGACGGCGAGACGUUUGCGGCGGCGGUGCGGAUGGGGUGGCAAGCGCUGGGACGGAGCCUGCAAAACGAACGACUCGACUGGAUGGCGAAGACGGAGGCGUACGUGAAGAUCGUAGAAGAUGAGAGGAGGAUGGCGAGACUCGAGGCUGGGUUGGUGGAGGGACCUGAUGGGCGGUGGGUGAGGGAGCUGCCUGCUGCCGCGACUACGACACCGAAGCGGACGCCGGUACCCCCCAGCGGACAGAAGAAUGCUGCGUCUGGAAAAGAAAGGACGAAGCCACUGGUUACGCAGUGGUAG